Molecule: messenger RNA, 3494 nt
Organism: Harpegnathos saltator (Jerdon's jumping ant)
Lineage: Eukaryota; Metazoa; Arthropoda; Insecta; Hymenoptera; Formicidae
Gene: Mcm2
Product: DNA replication licensing factor Mcm2
Exons: 15
Coding region: 171-2807 (878 amino acids)
Biological process (GO): mitotic DNA replication initiation; double-strand break repair via break-induced replication; DNA replication
Cellular component (GO): nucleus; MCM complex
Molecular function (GO): single-stranded DNA binding; 3'-5' DNA helicase activity; single-stranded DNA helicase activity
Source: RefSeq, a predicted model, not a curated record
UUUACAAAGUAUUCCCGCCAAAUGUGGCUUCCCUGAACUGGAUGUUUUGGUUACUGACAGAUUUAUAUUACAAUAACUAGAAAAGAAACGUCAACUGAUAUUAUAGGGUGGUGACUUUUUUGCAACAUUUAUAAAAAAAAAUUGUCAAAAAUAUAUCAUAAACGACAACAAUGAGUGAACAAAACUCUCCCAUACAUUCUGAACGAAACACAGAGGCAAUGACUUCUCCUGCACCUGAUAUAGAUGAACCGUUCGAAAAUGAAUCUGAUUUACUUGAUGGAGAAAAUGAGCACAAUAAUGAGGAAGAAGAAGAAGGAGAAGAAUUAUUUGGAGAUAAUAUGGAAGCUGAUUAUCGACCUAUGUCAGCAUUGGACAGAUAUGAUCCUAAUCUUCUUGAUGAUGAAGAAUAUUCAGACAUAUCUCAAGGAGAACGUGUAGCUGCUGAAACUGAAAUGCGAAAAAGAGAUCGUGCAGCGGGUAUUAUAAGGGACGACCGUGAUUUACUCUAUGAUGAAACUGAUGAAGAGGAUGUACAGGCGCGCAAGCGACGUAUGGCUGAAAAAGCUGCUGCUGGUAUAAUAGAAGAUGCAGAGAUGAUAGAAUCUAUUGAAAACUUAGAGGAUACAAAAGGACAUUCAGUAAAAGAAUGGGUCAUGAUGCUGGGACCACGAACGGAAAUUUCAAAUCGCUUUAAGAGUUUUUUACGUACUCAUACGAAUUCGAAAGGACAGUACAUGUAUAAAGAACGUAUUCGUCAUAUGUGUGAAAGUAAUCAGUCCAGUUUUGUAGUGGAAUUUCCUAUUCUUGCCAGUAAGGAACAUGUUUUGGCCUAUUUCUUACCAGAGGCACCAUUCCAAAUGCUUGAAAUAUUUGACGAAGUAGCAAAGGAGCUGGUAUUAACAAUUUUUCCUAGUUAUGAGAGAGUCACGUCGGAGAUUCAUGUAAGAAUAUCCGAGUUGCCGUUAAUAGAGGAAUUACGAACAUUCAGAAAACUUCACCUAAAUCAAUUGGUCCGGACUCUUGGAGUCGUCACGGCUACGACUGGAGUGCUGCCGCAAUUAUCAGUGGUAAAAUAUGAUUGUACGAAGUGCGGCUACAUUCUUGGACCAUUCGUUCAAUCCCAAAACACGGAAGUCAAGCCAGGCUCAUGUCCCGAGUGUCAGAGCAUUGGUCCGUUCAUGAUCAAUAUGGAGCAAACGAUAUACAGGAAUUACCAGAAAAUCACGAUACAGGAAUCUCCAGGUAGAACACCAGCUGGCAGAAUACCCCGCAGUAAGGACUGUAUUCUGUUAUCCGAUCUCUGCGAUCGUUGCAAACCAGGAGAUGAAAUAGACGUCACCGCUAUUUACACCAAUAAUUAUGACGGCUCUUUGAACACCGAACAAGGCUUCCCGGUAUUCUCCACAGUAUUGUUAGCCAAUCACUUAUUCGUCAAGGAUUCGAAGGAGAUCGUGAAUUCGCUGACAGAGGAAGACAUCUCGAGUAUACUCGCUUUGAGCAAGGACCAACGCAUUGCCGAUCGCCUAGUUGCAAGCAUCGCACCUUCGAUUUACAGUCACGAAAACAUUAAGAGAGCCUUGGCGCUCUCGAUAUUCGGCGGCGAACCGAAAAAUCCUGGUAAUAAGCAUAAAGUUCGAGGCGACAUCAAUGUUCUGCUGUGUGGCGAUCCUGGCACCGCCAAAUCGCAAUUCUUGAAAUACGUGGAAAAAGUGGCACCCAGAGUAGUCUUUACCACUGGUCAGGGGGCUUCGGCCGUCGGUCUGACCGCUUACGUGAGAAGAUCGCCCACUACCAGAGAGUGGACCUUAGAAGCUGGAGCUUUGGUCCUUGCCGAUCAUGGAAUAUGUCUCAUCGAUGAAUUUGACAAAAUGAACGAUCAAGACAGAACGUCCAUCCAUGAAGCAAUGGAGCAGCAAAGUAUUUCUAUUUCCAAGGCCGGUAUCGUCACAUCUCUCCACGCCAGAUGCGCAGUGAUAGCGGCGUCUAAUCCUAUCGGCGGUCGAUACGACCCUAGCAUGACCUUUUCAGAAAAUGUGGACCUGUCGGAACCGAUUCUCUCGCGAUUUGACGUGCUGUGCAUAGUCAAGGACGAGAUCGACCCCAUGCACGAUCGUCAUCUGGCCAAAUUCGUUGUCAAUUCGCACAUCAAGCAUCACCCCACGAGCACGGAGAGAACACAAGCCGUAGAACUGGACCCCGUCACGCAGAGUUUGUGCAUUCCGCAAGACCUUCUCAAAAAAUAUAUUGUUUACGCUAAACAGAACAUCCAUCCCAAGCUGACUAGCAUUGAUCAAGACAAAGUAGCAAAGUUGUAUAGUCAAUUGAGACAAGAAAGCUUAGCGACCGGAAGUUUGCCGAUCACUGUUCGCCACAUAGAGAGCAUUAUUCGCAUGGCAGAGGCUAGCGCGAAAAUGCAUUUGAGAGAUCAUGUACAAGAGAGCGACAUGAAUCUCGCCAUCAGGAUGAUUCUUGAUAGUUUCGUCGAAACACAGAAAUAUUCCGUAAUGAAAUCCAUGCGCCAGACGUUCCAGAAGUACCUAUCGUACAAAAAAGAUCACAGCGAACUCUUGUAUUAUAUACUACGGCAAAUCACAUUGGACACUCUGGCGUUUCAGAAGGCUUUGCACGGUGGACGUAUUGCAACUGUUGAAAUUUCAGAAAAGGAUCUAUUGGAGCGGGCCAAGCAAAUCGACAUACACGAUCUGCAUCCAUUUUACGAGAGUGACAUAUUUAAAACGAACAACUUCGUUUAUGAGCCAAGACGAAAAGUAAUAGUACAGACUCUGCCCGAAGGUAUUGAGGAUUGAUCUGAGGAAAGCGACAUUAUAUUUUUGUACAUGUAUUUUGUAUAUGUAUUUAAAUCUUGUAACAAAAUAGUAUAUAUGACUUUUUUAUCCAGCAAUGUAAAACUUUUAUAUCGUUCAAGUGCCUGACAAAAUAAGAAUUAACGUACUAUAUCAACCGCGUAUUAUUAUUAUACAAUUAUAGUAUAAGAGUCAAGAAAUUUAGGAACAAAUUAAUAUAUAGAACACCAAAGUACAUCCAAAUGACUAACGCGAAAUCGAUUUCUGUAAACAUAUUAAGAUUCACGCCUAAAUAUAUAAUUUAUUUAAGUUAAAAUGGAAACUCGCUUUAACUUGUAAAAAGUGUUUCCAACUAAUUCAUUAAAUAUUCUUGUUUAUUUUUGUCAAUACAUGUUCCUAAAUUUUUUGAAUCUUAGGUCAUUUAUAUAAUUCUGACAAUAAACCUGUCAUUAAAUAUAUUAAAUUAUAUUCCUGACAAAGAGCAGCUAUAUCAAUACUAUCAUAAGUACGGUGUGCAUACAAUAGUAGCAAAAAUAAUCGUCAUAUAUUUAAACAUUAACUUUAUACAUUAAUCGAUGAUAGAUUUUUGUAUCAUGCUCAAUAUCCAAAAUUAUAAAAUUUUUACGAAAAAUAAUACUAAUGCACUUGAUAGAACUCAUGCAGUAUUCUCUUGCAAUAUAUCAAUGAUAA